Molecule: messenger RNA, 651 nt
Organism: Panicum virgatum (switchgrass)
Lineage: Eukaryota; Viridiplantae; Streptophyta; Magnoliopsida; Poales; Poaceae
Product: predicted GPI-anchored protein 58
Exons: 2
Coding region: 1-651 (216 amino acids)
Source: RefSeq, a predicted model, not a curated record
AUGGUGCAAGGGAGAUUAGUGAAGCAGAAACUCACCUUUGAUCAGUUACUGAACAAGCAGCCCAGCCCAACAGGCCAACAGGCCACCAGCCCACCACGGCCACGGCACCAGCCCACCAGGCUACUAACCCUAGCGCCCCAACUCCAAGACCCCGGCGGCCCGGCCCCCGCACCGCACGCACACAGCACGACGCCCCGACCCCAGUGCCCCGCCGCCGCCUCCACACCACAGGGCGACGCCCAGCUGGCCCCGCGCCACUGCCCGGCGCCCGGCGCCACCGGCAGACUCCCGCCGAACUCGCCUCCGGGAUGCGCGCUCCGCCUCCGCCGCCGGGAGGCCCGCGCAGCCGCAGGGGUCGGCCUCCGCCCGCGGAGGUGGAGGGGCGCGCAGGAGCAGGCCUCGGCCGCCGUCUCCGGGACUCCCGCGCAGGAGCAGGCCGCGGACGCCUCCUCCGGCAGGCGCAGACUUGGGGCCCCGACCCUCCGGGACACGCGCGGCGGGAUCCAGACUGCGCCGCCGCCCGCCACCGAGCGACCGAGCGUGCAGGAGCAGCCGUGCAGGCCCCCAAGCUCGAGGCGGCGAGGUCCCUUCUCCCCGGCGUCGCUCCCCGCCAUGCAGAGCCCCGGCGACCCUAGCUUCCUCAAGAGUUAA